Cryptotermes secundus is the source of this 2498-nucleotide messenger RNA. RefSeq names its product ras-related protein Rap-2c (gene Rap2l). Gene Ontology annotation, cellular component: plasma membrane. The transcript has a single exon. The record is from RefSeq and is a predicted model, not a curated record. Gene Ontology annotation, biological process: negative regulation of cell migration; Rap protein signal transduction. NCBI's taxonomy places the organism in Eukaryota, Metazoa, Arthropoda, Insecta, Blattodea, Kalotermitidae. The coding region runs from base 207 to 752 and encodes 181 amino acids. Gene Ontology annotation, molecular function: GTP binding; GDP binding; GTPase activity.
CGAGCUGCAAAAUUUUAGUCAGGAAGAUGGCGAAGGAGAAGAAGGUGUGAUGGUUGAAAUGGCUUACAGCAAUUACGUUUCACGGCAUAAGUUUUGGCUACAGUUCCCUCUAUAUUGUGCGUAUAUUGUGCUUAAAAUAUCAUUAUCUAUAUAGUGAAACCUAUUGCAUUGUUUCAGGAAGAAAAGUGUGAAAUAUAGACAUAAAAAUGCGAGAGUUCAAAGUAGUCGUCCUCGGAUCGGGUGGGGUUGGCAAAAGUGCACUUACAGUCCAGUUCGUAUCCGGUUGCUUUAUGGAGAAAUACGAUCCAACUAUCGAAGAUUUCUACAGGAAGGAAAUCGAAGUGGACAAUUCUCCCUGUGUAUUGGAAAUUCUCGAUACGGCUGGGACAGAACAAUUUGCCAGCAUGCGUGAUUUAUAUAUUAAGAAUGGGCAAGGGUUUGUAGUAGUGUACAGUCUGACAAAUCACCAAACGUUCCAAGACAUAAAAGCAAUGAAAGAGCUCAUUACCCGAGUCAAAGGGACAGAAAGAGUACCUAUAUUGUUGGUAGCCAAUAAAGUGGAUCUUGAACAUCAACGCGAAGUGUCAACCAUCGAAGGAAAUGGAUUGGCGCAAGUGUGGGGAUGCCCUUUUGUGGAAGCAAGUGCCAAAAACAGGACAAACGUAAACGAAAUGUUUGCGGAGAUUGUAAGAGAAAUGAAUUUCAGUCCCGAGAAGGAAAAGAAAAGUUACUGUUGUUGCACGGUGCUUUAGGCUAUAAUGAAUUACUUAAUUUCUUUGGCCAGCCUUUAAAUUAGACACUUAUCCUCCAAGAGUUUACUUUCCUGUAUGACGUUGAAAUGUUCUGAACAAAGGUUUGUAGGGCCUACGUAUAUAAAAAAACAACAAAAAACAAAACAGCGUUUAAAAUUAAUCUGGCCACUAUUUAAUGUUAUGGUAUUUUAAUUUUGAAUUGAAUUGUGAAUAUCUGUUCAUUUUACGUUAACUCUGAAGCUUUCAUAAUUGUGCUUUGUAUGUCUGUUUACAUGUUUUUGAGCCAUUGCAAUUAUAUUUUAAGCCUCAAGUAACAUGUAGGACAUGUUUAGUACCAGCAAGAUUUUCUACCAUGGGAUUUUGCAGUUCGCUAGAUACAUUAGUGCCUCUGAUACAUGACAGAGCAUGGGAAUUUAUACAUCUCUUACAGACUAGAAAGAGUGUAUGCUGUUGACAAGUCAUGGCUGCACUAUACUGGAAUUAAUGUUUGAUGUAUAGUCUCUCAGUAGGCCUACACACAUUUCUGAUGCUCACUAAACAGUACCAGAAUGAAUCAAAUUUACAUGGCAUGUGAAAAGCAUGAGAGGCAUAUUUUUAAAAGCCUGUGGUCAGAUAAAUUUUUUAAUCAAGAACAUGGGUGUUAAUUAUCAUGAAGAAUAUUUGUUCUGUCAUAACUACAAGCUUGCAAAAAUAUGCCUUAGUAAUGAAGUAAAGAACACCAUUGAUUUUGCUGUAAAGUUAUAUUAAAAUGAACUUGCAAAAUUUUUUCCAUUGUUACUCCAGAAACCAAAAGGGUACAAUAAUGCUGAAUAAGAGUUCAGUACAUCGAUUCAGUCUGGCCUAAAGAUCUUAACAUCUUCAUGGAUGAUGAAUACCAUUUACGAUGGUGACUACAGAUAUACAUAUUUAUGUACAAUAUCGUAUCAUAUACAGCGCACAUUGUUACAUAUUCAACGUCCCAAAUUUUUUAUAGUUGGUGCUGUGUCUUUUAUGAUGAAUCAUUUGCCAUAAUAUAAAUAAUAUUUAACUGAGUGAUGUUUUAUGUACAGAACAUUUUUUUAGGAACUUACGUGUGACAUGUUCUAUACAGGUUCCACCUACAUUGUUAGUUAAUCAGUGGAAUUUUUUUUUCAUAAAGCAUAAAAAUACCAACAAAAAAAGUAAUGUGUAAUAUCUUUCUAUAUAAAUAAUAUGUCGAUAUAUAAAUAUAUCUUGCAGUCAGCCCUCUUGUUUUGGAUUGAGUUGCAGCUGUAACUGCGUCUCCAUUAUGUGGUGCAAAGAAUCGUGUGUCGUGACGUCAGAAUUAUAUAUUUCAAACUGUAGGUAACUUGUGUACUUAGUGAACAAGAAAGGUGGUCCUGUCACAUAUAUUCUUUUCCUUCUGUGUGUGUGCGUGUGCUUGUACGAGUUUAACAAAUGUCGGCAGACUUGUGAUAUCUAUAUAUACCUGAAAAAAAAAAUAUUUCACUGGAUAUACUUUGGAUUAUCAUAUUACCAGGUACUGUAACUAAAAUUCAUAUAUUACCUAUAGUUUUUAAUAAUCCAUAUCUAAUUUGGCAAAUAUUUAAUACGUAAAAAAGAAAUCAGAAAAAAUUGGGUCCAUGUUUUAGAGUGCUUUUGUUCUUUUUUAUUUCAGUGCAUGUAUCGUCUCACUUAAAAUACCAUGGUAACUUUUAUUUUCGUGUUUGUAUACAUGGAUUACAACUGUUCUGCCUCUUCCAUGAUCUCCAACUCUUAGAUUAGCUG